Messenger RNA from Eimeria acervulina, 1173 nucleotides. RefSeq names its product thiF family domain-containing protein, putative. Gene Ontology annotation, biological process: protein ufmylation. Lineage: Eukaryota; Apicomplexa; Conoidasida; Eucoccidiorida; Eimeriidae. The transcript is spliced from 7 exons. Bases 1 to 1173 code for a protein of 390 amino acids. Gene Ontology annotation, cellular component: cytoplasm; cytosol. The record is from RefSeq and is a predicted model, not a curated record. Gene Ontology annotation, molecular function: UFM1 activating enzyme activity.
AUGGCCCAAGACGGUGCAGGGAAGAAUGAGGGAUGCGCCCGCCCUAGGAUCCCAACAAUGAGUGCCGAGGUUAGGGCGGACAAUCCAUACUCCCGUCUCAUGGCUUUACAACGGAUGGGCGUAGUGCGUGACUACCAAAAAAUAACAAAAAAGGCUGUCGUGCUCGUGGGUGUAGGUGGAGUGGGUUCUGUGGCAGCUGAAAUGCUCGUUCGCUGCGGCAUUGGGAAGCUUAUUCUUUUUGAUUUCGACUCUGUUGAGCUGUCCAACAUGAAUCGACUAUUCUUUACUCCGAAAGACGUCGGCCUGACCAAAGUAGAGGCUGCCAGGCGGACCCUUUCGUUCGUCAAUCCGGACGUCGAAUUGGAAGCACACAAUGCAAACAUUUGCCAGGAGUUCGACCUUUUCUUGUCGCGUAUUUUGAAUGGCAAGGACUCAAUGCAGCAGCGACAGAGGGAAGAGCAUCGGGAAGCAGAGCAUGGCUGUGACGCGCACCGCGGUCUUGAUUGCCCAGGCGAAUGGCCUGUUGAUCUCGUCUUGAGUUGCGUUGAUAACUAUGCCGCCCGCAUCACAAUUAGCCAAGCAUGCAACGAGGCGGGAGUUCCGUGGUUCAACAGCGGGGUCAGUGAGAACGCAACCAGCGGACAAAUACAGCUGUGCCUUCCUGGAGUCCUAGCUUGUUUCCAGUGUGCUCCGCCAUACGUCGUGGCUACAAAGGAGGACGAGAAUUCAAUAAAGCGCGAAGGCGUGUGCGCUGCAUCGUUGCCGACCACUAUGGGUGUCACCGCUGGUUUCCUGGUGCAAAAUGCUCUUAAGUUCCUGCUGGGGUUCGGUCGGCCGUCGACGUUUGUGGGGUGGGAGUCGCUGCAGGACUACUUCACUUCCCUCUGCCUGCGGCCGAACGAUCAGUGCGCAGACGCGUGGUGCUGCAAAAGACAGAAAGAGGUCCAAGGGAAGGGGCUGACACUCGAAGACUACCUUCCUCGUGCGCACGAAGGGAGUGCCAAAGAGGGGCCGCUUCACGAGGACAACCCUUUCGGCAUUACUCUAGUUGACGACGGAGAACAGCACGAAAGCGGGAGGGCAGGCAGUCAUGCCGGUCCCGAAACGAAGCUUCCUGCUUGUGCGUCCUCUUUAGACGAGUUGGCGGCCAAGUUGAAAUCGCUGCAGAGUUGA